Messenger RNA from Pistacia vera, 1385 nucleotides. Its product is annotated as salicylate carboxymethyltransferase-like. The record is from RefSeq and is a predicted model, not a curated record. Gene Ontology annotation, biological process: methylation. Gene Ontology annotation, molecular function: S-adenosylmethionine-dependent methyltransferase activity. Lineage: Eukaryota; Viridiplantae; Streptophyta; Magnoliopsida; Sapindales; Anacardiaceae. The transcript is spliced from 4 exons. The coding region runs from base 65 to 1171 and encodes 368 amino acids.
CAGAAGAAACACAGAGAGAGAGAGAGAGAGAGAGAGAGAGAGAGAGAAGAGAUACAUAGAAAUCAUGGAAGUGGUUCAAGUGCUUCACAUGAACGGAGGAGUAGGAGAAGCAAGUUACGCCAACAAUUCUAUAGUUCAGAAAAAAGUAAUAUCUAUGACAAAACCCAUCAGAGAGGAAGCCAUAACAAAACUCUACUCAACAAGUUUCCCAACCAAACUAGUUAUCGCAGACUUGGGUUGUUCUUCAGGACCAAACACUACGCUCGUGGUAUCUGAAUUUAUCAAAAUAGUGAGCAAUAUCUGCAAAAAGCUGGGCAAUCAACCACCAGAAUUUCAAGUGUUCUUCAAUGACCUUCCAGGGAAUGAUUUUAACACCAUAUUCAGGUCUUUGCCAAGAGUUCAAGAAAAACUCAGAAAACAGAUGGGCUGUGGUGGUGAUCUCUGUUUCUUCACAGGGGUUCCUGGCUCUUUCUAUGGCAGGCUUUUCCCUAGCAAGAGUGUCAAUAUUUUCCACUCUUCAUAUAGUCUCCAAUGGCUAUCUAAGGUCCCACAAGGGAUAGAGAAUAACAAAGGAAACAUUUACAUGGCUAGUACAAGUCCACCGUGUGUGCUUAAAGCUUAUUAUCAGCAAUUCCAAACAGAUUUUUCAGUGUUUUUAAAGUGUCGUUCGGAAGAACUGGUAGCAGGAGGGCGUAUGGUUUUAACAUUUCUGGGAAGAAGGAGCGACGAUCCCUCAAGCAAAGAAUGUUGUUACAUAUGGGAACUUUUGGCUAUGGCUCUCAAUGAAAUGGCAUCAGAGGGAAUUAUAGAAGAAAAGAAAGUGGAUUCCUUCAACAUUCCGCAAUAUACACCAUCACCAAGUGAAAUAAAAUGUGAAGCUAUGAAAGAAGGAUCAUUUGGGAUUGAUCGGAUUGAGGUUACGGAAGUAAACUGGAAUGCAUACAGCAACGAGUUUAACGGAGGUGAUGCAUUGCAGUUACAGUUACAGGAUGGAGGAUACAAUGUGGCACAAUGUAUGAGAGCUGUGGCUGAACCUUUGCUUGUUAGUCACUUUGGUGAAGCAAUAAUUGAUGAAGUUUUCAACAAGUACAGUAAAAUAGUUGCGGAUCGCAUGGCUAAAGAGAAGACUGAAUUUGUCAAUGUCACAAUUUCCCUCGCAAAGGCUGGAUGAUUAAUGACAAACUCCUUUACUAUGUUUUUAAUUAAUUGAAAGUGAGCAUCAUGAAGGAUGCUGUCUACGCAAUUUAAUGUUAUAAUAAAUGUAGUGUGUCUGGUACCAUGUGUCUUAGUGUGCAACUACAUUUACACGAGUUGUUGCGUCGUUGGUCCCCAUUUGUGUGUUGUGUUUAAGGUUGGUAAUUAAUUAAAAGUCAGUUAAUCUUCAC